This is a messenger RNA of Nicotiana attenuata, 907 nucleotides long. RefSeq names its product protein BOLA4, chloroplastic/mitochondrial. The coding region runs from base 53 to 523 and encodes 156 amino acids. The transcript is spliced from 3 exons. Lineage: Eukaryota; Viridiplantae; Streptophyta; Magnoliopsida; Solanales; Solanaceae. The record is from RefSeq and is a predicted model, not a curated record.
AAAGGAAUAAGGUGUUAAUUCGCUUUGACGCCAAACAGGAAAGAGAGUAGAGAUGACGAAGGCGUUGUUUGUAAGGCCAAACGUGGCGGCGCUGUGUAUCCGGCGAUUGAGCAGCUCCGUUCAGCCACGUGUACCUUCAUUGCUCAAAUGCGUUUCUAUUUCUGCUCGUUCCUACAGGCCGAUGAAGCUCGUUCCCCAAAUAGGUUCAAAGAUUGAGCUUUUCGCUGGUCGUCGGACUUUCUCUACUCGUGCAACUAGCGAUACUGGCUCAAUUGAUUCUCCUCUUAUGGAGUCUAUGCAGAAAAAGAUCAAGGAACAGUUGAAUGCGGAUUCAGUCAUCGUUAAAGAUGCUUAUGGUGAUGGUCGGCAUGUCAGCAUUGAUGUAGUCUCUUCAGCUUUUGAGGGACAAUCUGCUGUGAACAGGCAGAGGAUGGUCUACAAAGCCAUAUGGGAAGAGCUUCAGAACACUGUGCAUGCAGUUGACCAGAUGACUACGAAAACACCGACCGAAGCUGGGAAGUGAUCAAGGCACAACCGAGGAGUAUCAAAGCACCACCUCCAUCAACUACUCUAUUUUCAAGUGACAACUUUUCAAUUGAUAUCAGAUAUGUUACAAUGAACAAAGAUAACUUUGAGUGAUGUCAACUCUAAAGUAGUGUUUGCUUUACAUUGUUAGUAUGAGACAGGGCAUGAAUACCUGCCAUCUUUAACAGCAGUUGGCUCAUUUUCAAAAUCUAGUUCUUCCGUACUAGUGGUUGAAGAACAAUAGUCGAAUAUGCCCCACCCAAAGGAAGACAAGUUAAGGCCUUUGUGCAAUGUUUCUGAAAUUCUGAUGAAAAAUAAGAAGCUUGAGAGAUUGAUUUCAUUGCUGGCUGAAUAUAUACAGAAAUUUGGAGUUGGAAAAUUA